Tuber melanosporum (Perigord truffle) is the source of this 697-nucleotide messenger RNA. RefSeq lists its product as uncharacterized. The record is from RefSeq and is a predicted model, not a curated record. NCBI's taxonomy places the organism in Eukaryota, Fungi, Ascomycota, Pezizomycetes, Pezizales, Tuberaceae. The coding region runs from base 39 to 386 and encodes 115 amino acids. The transcript is spliced from 2 exons.
CAACCAACCCCACCACCCAAACAGAGCCUCGCACCAAAAUGUCGACAACCCACUACCCAAAAAUAACAAUAACCUAUUGCACGCAAUGCAAAUGGCUUCUUAGAGCAGCCUACUUCGCCCAAGAACUCUUAAGCACCUUCCCGACCCUCGGCGAGGUGUCGCUUCGCCCGGCCAGCGGCGGAACCUUCACUAUUGAAAUCCUCGUGCAAGAGGAAGCGGAGGGGGCGAAGGUGCUUUGGGAUCGGAAGCUGCACGGCGGGUUCCCGGAGGUUAAGGCGUUGAAGCGCGCCGUUCGGGAUUUGGUUCAGCCGGGAAGGGGGUUGGGGCAUGUUGAUGUUGAUGUUGUUGAUGGGGGGGUAGUGGCGGAGUGUGAGGAGUGUAAGUAAGGUUAGUAUGAUGGGGUGUGAGUUGGUUGGUUGGUUGGUUGGGAAGGAGAAGGAGGUGGAAGGCACCUGGAAUGGGUGGAAAUAUGGGGUUUUUUUUCUUUUCUUUUCUUUUCUUAUUAUUAUACUCCUGAGAUUUCUCUUGGUGUUUGGUGGAAUGUUCUUUGCUAGGGGGUGUGUUCUGUGGCUUCUUGCUGUGUGUGGGAAAGGGGCGCUGCGAUGGGUCCUCUCAUACCUAGUUCUCGGGCCUGCGGCUCUGUGCUCGAGCACCAACCUGGGAUAAAAGCCUGAGUUAAAUAUGUUUUACUUCAGAC